GAUUUGGUGUCUGAUGAAGUUAUCGAUAACCAAUGUUGUGCCGCUGGAGUUUAGUGCAAUUCAGAAAAAUGUCCAUAAGAGCUGCGCUUAUAGAUCUUAGUGGUACCCUCCAUGUGGAAGAUGAGCCAACGCCUGACGCUGUUGUGGCGUUGCAAAGAUUGCGCAGCAGCGGCAUAAUCGUUAAAUUUGUAACAAACACCACAAAAGACUCGAAAGCGACGCUCUACGAGCGGCUAGUCAAAAUUGGCUUCCAACUGGAAGCCGCGGAAAUUUACAGCUCAUUGAGCGCGGCAGUUGCAUUUGUGUCAAAUGAAAAACUAAAUCCGUUCUAUUUGCUUACAAAUGAUGCACGCAAAGACUUUCCCGAAGAGGACCAAAGCCGGCCUCACGAUGCGGUCGUCGUAGGCCUGGCGCCCAAUGCAUUCGAUUAUGAGCACAUGAAUAAGGCUUUCAAUGUGCUGCUGCAGAAUAAAACGCACAAACUUGUGGCAGUGCAUCAGGGCAAGUAUUAUAAACGCGCGGAUGGCUUGGCCCUGGGACCAGGUUGCUUUGUCAAGGGAUUGGAGUACGCGACGGGCAGUACGGCAACGCUUAUAGGCAAACCAAAUUCCUACUUUUUCCAAAGCGCCCUGCCCGACGGCUUGAGAGCCGAGGAGUGCGUAAUGAUUGGUGAUGAUGCAAAUGAUGAUAUUGCGGGCGCCAUGCAAGUGGGUCUGCAGGGCAUACUCGUCAAGACAGGCAAAUUCUUGCCGGAUGCUCUGGCAGCGAUCUCACCGCCACCCACGGCUGUGGUAAAAAAUUUCGCUGAGGCCGUCGAUUGGAUAUUGUGCAAAAAGCAAGCGGUUGUUUUAUUACAGUUGAACUGGUGCCGGCACUUUAAUAAAUGCUCUGGCAAUUUGUAUAACAGAAAAUUGCAUUAUAACAGUUGGGUUGAGAUCUUAGCUCAAAUCCCAGGCUAGUGUGAGGCCAAAGGCAAGUGCUAUUCCAAAAAUUUAUACGUUUACUAUAUACUAUAGUAAUAGUAAUAAUUUAUCGCAAUCCCGGAUUUUAAAUAUUUUCGACAAGAUAUUUGUAAAAAACGAACCAGGAACAGAACCCAAACAAAGUCCAGUUUGUCAUCCGAACUUUUAAAAUUUUGUUUCUUUUCCCUCAAUUCGCAACAAUCU
Molecule: messenger RNA, 1166 nt
Organism: Drosophila montana
Lineage: Eukaryota; Metazoa; Arthropoda; Insecta; Diptera; Drosophilidae
Product: haloacid dehalogenase-like hydrolase domain-containing protein 2
Exons: 5
Coding region: 33-959 (308 amino acids)
Biological process (GO): dephosphorylation
Molecular function (GO): phosphatase activity
Source: RefSeq, a predicted model, not a curated record